Messenger RNA from Kickxella alabastrina, 1682 nucleotides. RefSeq lists its product as uncharacterized. The record is from RefSeq and is a predicted model, not a curated record. The transcript has a single exon. The coding region runs from base 257 to 1480 and encodes 407 amino acids. Lineage: Eukaryota; Fungi; Kickxellomycota; Kickxellomycetes; Kickxellales; Kickxellaceae.
CUGGCGGUCAGCGCGGCAUUUUUUCUCUUUCUUUCCCUUUUUCAUUGAGUAUUUUCUUUUUAUUUUAUAUAGCUUUGCAGUGAAGGUGAGGUUUGCAUGUAUUUGUGCCGUUUAAAAUCCAUUUGUUUGUUCUAACUAUAAACUAGUUCGCACUCGAAAUUAUCGUUUUAUUCGAAAAUAAUAGUUAUUCAGCUAUUUUGUCAUCUCUUUCUUUUUUGACUUUCUUUUUCUCGUCAGCAUUUACUCGUCGUUAAAAAUGACUAUCAGAUUCGCAAACACGAUCCGCAACCUGCGCACCGCUCUGCACUCUGUCACCAGACACACGCCUACCCGCAGCGCUAGUCCACGCAGGCUGAUGCGCCGCCUGCGUACUUCCCGAGCCAAGGCUGAGGAGUCCAACUCGUCCAGCUCCGAGUCUGCACACACCAGGGUUGCAUCCAUACAGGACGACGCUAGGUCCUCACACUCCAGAGUUGAAAUUGAUUGCUACCAUGGUGAGAUCACAGCUGCGCAGGAUGCAGCCGGGCACACCCGUGCUGAGAUUUAUCUUGUACAGACCAAGCCUGCAACCGAGGAGACUGAGGAUAUUCUUUUGCGCGCCGAGUUGGCUGAUGCUAGGGAGAAACUGAGGGCCAGAGAAUUGGAUAUUGAGCGCCUAGAGCUCCGGCUUGAGCAAAAGACCAGCGAGGCAGCAGACAUCAGCCGCAAACUAAGCAUAACCAACCACACGCUUGCAGAAUUAGCUUUGAAGAAUGGACGUCUUGAGACCAAGGUGGAAGCGGCAGCAACAUGGCACAUUGAAGUUCACGAUCUUCUUAGCAAGUCUCGCCUUCAAGAAAGCGAGCUCGCUUACAGAAACAAGAUGCUUACUGAAAGCAACAACAUGCUUACCAAUAUUAACAAGGAGCUCGCCAAACAGCUAAUCAUCGAGGAAAGGAAUGUUGAGGUUCUGCGUUUUGAUUUGGUCAAUCUCGACCGUGAGCUGGAGAAUACUGACCGUAAGCUGGAAGCCACUGAGCAGAAACUUGAGGAGGCCAAGCAGAAUCAGGACAUUGCUGAGGAGUUCUGGGGAGAAACCGAGAUGCUGCGCCAGGAGGCCGAGCAAAAGCUCAACGAGUCCGAGAAAAAGCGUGAGGCUGCUGAGCAGCAUGCACAGACUAUUGGGUUUCAGAAGGAGGAGUUGAUGUACAUUGCACAGCAGGAUUUUGACGAGCUCUACGACGAACUGGAGCAUAUCAAGUACGUUGUGAGUUCGACGUGUCCGGUGGAAGUUGCUCAUCAGCUCCUUGGCCAGCCUGCCGGAAAGCUCGAUACUAUUAACGAGAGCGAUGCCAAUGGCCGGUACUUUGACAACGAUCGCUACGUCCAACCAAUCGACGCGAUUGAUGCUAUCUAUGCAGUUGAUUAUGAUUCUGAUGACCAGCAGCAGCUGUCUGCACCAGGCGUGAUUUGCUUGCGCAAGCACAGGCACACUAUUUAACUGGUGUGGGACGCUGCUUGGUUUGCUGCAGACAUACCACUGUAACUACUGUAUAUUAUUCGGCAACCACACCCUACUCCCGUUUAUCUUUUUUAAACAGCUCUAGCUUUCAGCCUCCCUGAUUGAAUCGCAUCCUGCAUUUUUCUUUCCCUUUCUUUUCUUUUUCCUUUUCUCAUUUUCCCUUUUCUAUAUUAACGACAAC